UCGAAUUCCCCACAGUGGCCUAUAAACCCAUGUUCAUGCAUCAAAAAAAGGCGAGGAGGACGCACAACCAACCAGUGUGAAGUGCACGCUAUAGCCGUGUUCUUUUCCACUGCGCAAAAAAAAAUCUAAUUUCCAGUCAGUUUUCAAUUUUUGGGUUCCAGGUGAAGGCCUAACCUGUGCUUCAUAGCCUAAACGCAGGAUUGUGGGGGUGAGGGUCUGUGGGGGUGAGGGUACCCAUGUGCAAAGAUGUCAGACGAGAGACAGGUGAUGCGCUCUCUGCAUUCAUCCCGUCUUCAACAGAGGGAGCACAGCCACGGAACGUGCCGUCAGAACAGGGACCAUGAAAGCAGCAGAGCGGAGAUUUGAGCAGCUGUAUCGUCCUACGGAUACUUCAGACAUCCUUUCACUCUAAAAGCGUUCUCUUCUUACCGACGUUGAAUGACAAGGCGGAAUGGCAGGUGGACGUCGAGGACUUGUGGCCCCACAAAACACUUUUCUCGAGAACAUCGUCCGACGAUCCAAUGAUACCAACUUUGUUCUGGGCAAUGCCCAGAUUGUGGACUGGCCCAUUGUGUACAGCAACGACGGCUUCUGCAAGCUCUCCGGUUACCACCGUGCUGAGGUCAUGCAGAAAAGUAGCACCUGCAGUUUCAUGUAUGGGGAGCUCACAGACAAGGAGACGGGUGAGAAAGUGCAACAGACCUUUGAGAAUUAUGAGAUGAAUUCGUUCGAAAUCCUCAUGUAUAAGAAGAAUCGGAUGCCGGUGUGGUUCUUUGUAAAGAUCGCUCCUAUCAGGAAUGAGCAGGACAAGGUGGUGUUGUUUCUGUGCACCUUCAGUGACAUCACUGCGUUCAAACAGCCCAUUGAGGAUGACUCUGUGAAAGGAUGGGGUAAAUUCGCUCGACUCACACGGGCUCUGACCAGCAGCCGGGGAGUGUUGCAGCAGCUGGCGCCCACCGUCCACAAGGGCGAGAACGUCCACAAGCACUCUCGUCUGGCUGAGGUCCUCCAGCUGGGCUCAGACAUCCUCCCGCAGUACAAACAGGAGACGCCUAAAACUCCUCCCCACAUCAUCCUCCACUAUUGCGCCUUCAAGACCACCUGGGACUGGGUCAUCCUCAUCCUGACCUUCUACACAGCCAUCAUGGUGCCCUACAACGUCUCAUUCAAGACCAAGCAGAACAACGUCACCUGGCUGGUGGUGGACAGCAUCGUGGAUGUCAUCUUUCUGGUGGACAUCGUGCUCAACUUCCAUACCACGUUUGUGGGGCCAGCCGGAGAGGUCAUCUCGGACCCCAAACUGAUCCGGAUGAACUACGUCAAGACGUGGUUCGUCAUCGACCUGCUCUCCUGCCUGCCGUACGACGUCAUCAACGCCUUCGAGAACGUUGACGAGGGCAUCAGCAGUCUCUUCAGCUCCCUCAAAGUGGUCCGUCUGCUCCGCUUGGGCCGGGUGGCCCGUAAACUGGACCACUACAUUGAGUACGGGGCCGCUGUCCUGGUCCUGCUGGUGUGCGUCUUUGGCCUGGCUGCCCACUGGUUGGCCUGCAUCUGGUACAGCAUCGGCGACUACGAGGUCAUCGACGAGAACACCAACAGUGUGAGGAUGGACAGCUGGCUCUACAUAUUGAGCGAAUCGGUGGGGACACCGUACCGGUUCAACGCCAGUGGCUCUGGGAGGUGGGAGGGCGGGCCUAGCAAGGACUCAGUCUACAUCACUUCCCUCUACUUCACCAUGACCAGCCUGACCAGCAUCGGCUUCGGCAACAUCGCCCCCACCACCGACGGAGAAAAACUCUUCGCUGUGGCAAUGAUGAUGAUCGGAUCACUCCUGUAUGCUACCAUCUUCGGUAACGUGACUACCAUCUUCCAGCAGAUGUACGCCAACACCAACCGCUACCACGAGAUGCUCAACAGCGUCCGCGACUUCCUCAAGCUCUACCAGGUGCCCAAGGGCCUCAGCGAACGCGUCAUGGACUACAUUGUCUCCACGUGGUCCAUGUCUAGAGGCAUCGAUACAGACAAGGUGUUACAGAUCUGCCCCAAGGACAUGCGGGCGGACAUUUGCGUCCAUCUUAACAGAAAGGUGUUCAAGGAGCACCCAGCCUUCAGACUCGCGAGCGACGGGUGCCUACGGGCCCUGGCCAUGGAGUUCCAGACCAUCCACAGUGCCCCCGGAGACCUCAUCUACCACGCGGGCGAAAGCGUAGACAGCCUCUGCUUUGUGGUGUCCGGGUCCUUGGAGGUCAUCCAGGACGAUGAGGUUGUGGCCAUAUUAGGAAAGGGAGACGUGUUUGGGGACAUCUUCUGGAAGGAGGUGACCCUAGCCCAGGCUUGCGCCAACGUCCGGGCCUUGACUUACUGCGACCUCCACGUCAUCAAGCGUGAAGCUCUGCAGAAAGUUCUGGAGUUCUACACGGCCUUCUCUAACCACUUCUCCCGCAACCUGCUGCUCACCUAUAACCUCAGAAAGAGGAUAGUGUUCCGGAAGAUCAGUGAUGUGAAACGUGAGGAAGAGGAGAUGCUCAAGAGGAAUAAUGAGGCCCCUCUGAACCUUCCUCCGGACCACCCUGUCCGUCGCCUCUUCCAGCGCUUCCGGCAGCAGAGGGAGGCGCGACUUGCAGCAGAGCGAGCUAGUCAGGGAGAGCCACCAGACGUGGAGAAGGGCACCAUCCACCUGGAGCAAACCAAGAUCCACGAGGUCCUCGCCUCCACCAGCAUCAUCAUGGUGACCGAGAGCCCUGCCACUCCCACAGCUUCGUCCACAUUGUCAUCUUUGUCCUCUAGGCCCUCUAGCCGAGUCAUGCUUCAUGCCCCUGCCAUCCAAAAUGGCAACCUCGUAGGCUGCAAGUCCGCAGAGCCUGCGCCAAAGACCAAAAAGGGCUGGGGUCGUUUCAAGGAAUCCGUUGUGAAAGCAGAGUCAUGGAGCAGCGUUUCUAAGGCCGAGUCCAUGGAGACCUUGCCGGACAGGACUAAGUCCCAUAACGAGAUGUCUCUCAAGAAGACAGACUCUUGUGACAGUGGUAUUACCAAGAGCGACCUGCGCUUAGAUAACGUGGGUGACGCCCGCACUCCGCAGGACCGGAGCCCUGUGCAGUCAGAAGGGAAGCUGGUAGUCUGUCCUAUACCCGUACAGACCAUGCACGCCUCUUUCCUGGAGCUGAAGCAGGAACUUAGGGGAGACAUUGGGUCUCUUAAUGGCCGCAUGGCGGUGGUGGAGGCACAGCUGGCCGAGAUGCUUCAACUGCUAAAAUCGAAAAAGGCCUCUAGUUCGAGAAAGGCCUCUCGCUCAUCCAGUUUCUUUGAGAUGUCACGACCGGUAUCCCCCGAUUCCGAUAAGGACGACAGCUUCUCACAAUCUUGACACUGCAUGUUUUAGCAGGCUAUGCAAUGUUUCCCAACUCUAGUCCCUGAUUACCCCCAACAGUACACAUUUUUUUGUUGUAGCCCCGGACAAGCACACCUGAUUCAACUUGUUAAUUAUCAAGCCCUCAAUGACUUGAAUCAGGUGAGUUUGUCCGGCGCUACACCAAAAAUGUGUGCUGUUGGCGGUACUCAAACUGGAGUUGUGAAACAUUGGUCUAUGGGACAUGAAGUGAAUACAUCCUAGAGUUCAUCCAGGAGCUGGCUGAGGUGUUGCAAAAAUCUGAGAGAGGUUUUGUGAAGACUUGUUCAAUAAGAUGUUCCCAAAUUAGUACAGAUGAGUAAUGAGGGAUUUUCUUACCCUUUUAUUAUUAUUAUUAUUAUUAUUAUUAUUAUUAGAUAUAGGGGUAAUCUGGAUAAAAAUAUGCACAUCUGCAUUAUCUCUGCACCUUGGGGAACAUACUGUAUGAUAUUCCAUGGAUCUACUUUUGUAGGGAUUUAAACUGUAAACAGCAUAAAUUACGCAUUUGUUGUCGAAUUUCUUUUCAAUUGGACUCAUUUUAGUUUUAACUUGGUCACACAUUUCUCAUGGUAAAACUAAAACCUUAAGGAGGUUUUCAUAAAAUCUGUGCACUCAAUUGAAAUUAGCAAUAAUAUUUUAUUGCAUUUAUAUAGGUCUCAAAGCACUUCACUUUGCAGGGGGUGAUGUGGCCACGAUAACAUGAACACUGUGGAGCAACAGCGAAGAUGCACAUAUCUAAAAGGGCAUUGUCUAUGAAUGGAUUUCCUUUCGUUAUAGUUUGUCAAAGGUUAAUGCAUUACUGGGAUAAAGUACAAUCUUGUAAAUAAUGAUAGAUUGUUAUGUUGGAUAUCCAUCACUGCCCAAUGGCAGCAGGUACAUGUACAGUACAUGAGCACAGUUGCACAAUAUGAACGUGUAUCAUGUGUGGUAUAAUUUCAGUGGGAAAGCUGGAUAUUUCAAAUUUUUGUGUGUGUUAAAUGUCCUUGCACGAUAACAUGUUUGGUCAUUAAAAUACGGUAUGUUGCAAAAUUUAAGUUACACCAAAAAUACAUGUUUGAGCCAUUUCUAAAAUAGCCGUUUUCACCCCAUCCAACCGUUAUGUUAUUUGGGUUUUGUCCAGUCAACAACCAAACAAAUGUUGCUAUGCUAGCUCAAAGCUCGCAUUGGGAACAACUGUAAACCUGUUUAGUAAUGCAAAUUUACAGAAAAAUACCUUGAAAGCAGCGUGGCUUGUUAUUUACGCCAUUGCUCUCUCUUUGUAUUAAAAUGAGGGGAAAAUCAUGAUUGUGAACUUUCAAUGUAUGGUGGAAACCAUGGCACCAUUUCAACCAACGUCCAUCCUGAAUUGUCAUGGGAAGAAGUCAAUCUCGACUAUGAAACCUUUGUGCAUUUCUGGUCAUCACUGUUGAUAUAAUAUGCAAAGUGUUGCCAUUUAUAUUGUGUCUCGAGCAUUUGUGUUGCAAUGUUAAAGGAGUAAAAUGAGAUACUUGCACAGACAGGUCCAGAAUUAUUGGUACCCUUGAUAAAGAUGAGGAAAAAUUUGGGGAAAUUAUAUAUGUUAUACUAAUACAAUUGCUCAGAGAAAGAGAUUUUGGUUGACAAGUAAUAAUUGUUGUUUUCUCUAAAAAAAGAUAGGGGUCAAAAUGAUUGGCACCCCUGUUUUUAAUAUUCUGGCACCCUCCCCCUUGCGAGGAUAAUGGCACGGAGCCUUUUCUGAAUUUUUUUAUGAGAUUGGAGAACACACUGGGAGGGAUCGUAGACCAUUCCUCCAUACGGAAUCUUUCCAGAUCCUUGAUAUCCUUUGUCUGCGCUUAUGGACUGCCGGCUUCAAUUCAAACUACAGGUUUUUAUUGGGGUUCAAGUCCAUAGACAGAUGGCCAUUGCAAAAUAUUGAUUUUGUGGUCACUUAACCAUUUCCUUUGUGUAUUUUGAUAUGCGCUUGGGGUUGUUGUCUUGCUGGAAGAGCAACUUGCGGCCAAGUUUCAUCCUCUUGGCAACCUGGUUUUUGGGAUAAAAUACCUUGGUACUUGGUAAAGUUCAUGAUGCCGUUGACAUUAACAAGGGCCCCAGGACCAGUGGAAGCAAAAUAGCUCAUAACAUCAAAAGAUCCACCACCAUAAAGUAGGUAUGAGGUUAUUUUCUGCAUAUGCUUUCUUCUUUUGAUGCCAAACCCACCACACUCAUGUGCAUGGCCAAAGAGCUCUACUUAUGUCAUCUGACCAUGCUCAGGUUCCAAUCCAAGUGCCAAUGCAAACUCUCAAGCGGUUCCCUUCUGGGUUGCUCUCAAUUAUGUUUUUCUGGCAACCCUUCCAAAAAGCCUAUUGGCAUGGUGUCUAAUUAUACAUUUAAAGUCUUACUUGGUGACCCGAAGAUGUUCUGUAAUUCUCCAAAUUUGGCUCUUUAGAUGUUUCUUUACAUCCCAAACCAUCUUCCUUACUGUGUGUGGGGACAAGAUACACAUACGUCCAAUAUCAGGCAGGUUUACCACUGUUCCAGAAGUUUUAAACCUCCAAAUUGUUGGCAUAAUAGUGGUAAAUGGUAAUUUUCUUUGUACCCGUUGCCUGAUUUAUGAAGGUCCACAACCAUCUCUUUUCAUUGUGAGUUCUUUGCCUUUUCCCAUGGUGAUGGAUGAUACAUUUACAUGUGUGUUACCUAAUUUCUUUACCCCAGUAAAACAGGGUGCCAUGGAAGACCACAAUGCAGUUAUUUAAGGUGAGAUUCAUUUUUAAAAGUAGAAUGUUAAUGCAGAUUGUUUUCAUAAGAAUCUUUAGGGGUGCCAUUAAACAUUUUGAGAUAUAUAUUUUUUCUCUGAGCAAUUGUAUUAGUAUAAAAUAAUGUAAACAUUUGAGCAUACAAUAUAGCUCAGGAUUUGUACAUACAGUGUGUUCGGAAAGUAUUCAGGCCUUUGACGUUUUCCACAUUUCAUUACAUUAUUACAACCUUAUUUUAAAAUUGAUUAAAUUGUUUUACCCCUUCAAUCUACACACAAUACCCCAUAAUGACAAAGCAGAAACAGGUUUUUAGAAAUGUUUGCAAAUGUAUAAACAACAACGGAAAUUUCACAUUUACAUAAGUAUUCAGACCCUUUACGCAGUACUUUGUUGAAGCACCUUUUGCAGCGAUUACAGCCUUGAGUCUUCUUGGGUAUAAUGCUACAAGCUUGGCACACCUUUAUUUAGGGAGUUUCUCCCAUUUUUCUCUGCAGAUUCUCUAAUGCUCUGUCAGGUUGGAUGGGGAGCACCGCUGCACAGCUAUUUUCAGGUCUCUCCCGAGAUGUUAGAUUGGCUUUAAGUCCGGGCUCAGGCUGGGCAUUGUCACAAAGCCAUUCCUGCAUUGUCUUGGCUGUGUGCGUAAGGUCGUUGUCCUGUUGAAAGGUGAACCUUCGCCCCAGUCUGAGGUCCUGAGUGCUCUGGAGCAGGUUUUCAUUAAGGAUCUCUGUACUUUGCUCCGUCCAUCUUUGCCUCGAUCCUGACUAGUCUCCCAGUCCCUGCCGCUGAAAAACAUCCCCACAACAUGAUGCUGCCACCACCAUGCUUCACCAUAGGGAUGGUGCCAGAUUUCCUCCAGACGUGACACUUGGGCAUUCGGCCAAAGAGUUCAAGCUUGGUUUCAUCAGACCAGAUAAUCUAGUUUCUCAUGGUCUGAGAGUUUUACUUUUACUGGAGGAGUGGCUUCCAUCUGGCCACUACCAUAAAAGUCCUGAUUGGUGGAGUGCUCCAGAGUUCCAUCUCUACAGAGGAACUCUGGAGCUCCGUCAGAGUGACCAUUGGGUUCUUGGUCACCUCCCUGACCAACGCCCUUCUCCCCCAAUUGCUCAGUUUGGCCGGGCGGCCAGCUCUAGGAAGAGUCUUGGGGUUUCUAAACUUCUUCCAUUUAAGAAUGAUGGAGGCCACCGUGUUCAUUUCUGCAGCUUCAAUGCUGCAGAAAUGUUUUUGUACACUUCCCCAGAUGAUAUGUGCCUCGACACAAUCCUGUCUCUGAGCACUACAGUACAUUUCUCAUGGCUUGAUUUUUGCUCUGACAUGCACUGUCAACUGUGGGACCUUCAUAUAUAAACAGAAGUGUGCCUUUUCAAAUCAUGUCCAAUCAAUUGAAUUUACCACAGGUGGACACCAAUCAAGUUGUAGAAACAUCAAGGAUGAUCAACGGAAACAGGAUGCACCUGAGCUCAAUUGAGUCUAAUAGCAAAAUAAAUAAAAUAAAAUAAAAACAUACCUUAUUUACAAGAUAUUUUCCAAGAUUUAAAAAAAAAACUUUUCGCUUUGUAAUUAUGGGGUAUUUAAUCCAUUGUAUAAUAAGGCUGUAACGUAACAAAAUGUGGAAAAAGUCAAGGAGUCUGAAUAGUUUCCGAAUGCACUGUAUACAGUCUUUUUUGCUUAUCUUUAUCAAGGGUGCUAAUAAUUUUGCAUAUAAUGUAUAAGGAAUAUAAUUCAGGAAAUACUCAGUUGCACUUUUGCCAAUUAAAGAAACAUUGUAGUCAAUGCACGAGAACUGCACCUGAAUUUGUAUUUUCCUUGAGCAAAUAUAAAAAGACAUUGAAAAUGAAUCAGUAUCUCCCAAUGCUGGCCCUUGACACUCCCUUUCUCCACAUUUGAUAUUCAUGGAAUAACACCAAUAAUUGAAAUUAGAAAACAAAUUGGAUUCAACUCAUAUUUAACCCUGGCUUUGAAUCUUCGGUGUCUUUCCUGCAACCUUGUUCGUUGUGCACAUGAUUGCAACACAAUGUUUGUACUUGACCUUAAAACUGUAAUAACAAUGUAUGCACUGUUCUAAAAUGUCAGAUUUGGAGGAAUACUAAUAAUGAAUAGUAAGGAAGGUUUUCACACCCCUUGCCUUUUUACAUAUUUUGUUGUUACAGCAUGAAUUUAAAAUGUAUUAUAUUUCAAUUUUUUUUGUCACUGGUCUACACACAAAUUAUGGAAUUAUGUUUUUAGACAUGUUUACAAAAAUGAAAAGCUUAAAUGUCUUGAGUCAAUAAGUAUUCAACCCCUUUGCUAUGGCAAGCCUAAAAAAGUUCAGGAGUAAAAAUGUGCUUAAGUCACUGUGUUCAAUAAUAGUUUUUAAACAUGAAUUUAGAAGGACUACCUCUGUACCCCACACAUACAAUUAUCUGUAAGAUCCCUCAGUUGAAGCUGUGAAUUUCAACCACAAUACACCCAGGAGGUUUUGCAAUGCCUCGGAAAGGGGACCUAUUGGUAGAUGGGUAAAAAAAACACACACACACACACACACACACACACACACACACACACACACA
This is a messenger RNA of Oncorhynchus kisutch (coho salmon), 8642 nucleotides long. It is a transcript of the gene kcnh1b, whose product is annotated as potassium voltage-gated channel, subfamily H (eag-related), member 1b. The record is from RefSeq and is a predicted model, not a curated record. Lineage: Eukaryota; Metazoa; Chordata; Actinopteri; Salmoniformes; Salmonidae. Gene Ontology annotation, cellular component: voltage-gated potassium channel complex; plasma membrane. The coding region runs from base 452 to 3364 and encodes 970 amino acids. Gene Ontology annotation, molecular function: delayed rectifier potassium channel activity. The transcript has 12 exons. Gene Ontology annotation, biological process: regulation of membrane potential; potassium ion transmembrane transport.